AUGCUGGAAGUAUCUAUACCAGCUCAAGCAAUCGAUUCAAUGCAACCCGGAACCUACUUGAUGGGCUCCACUGCGGAGCAUUACCCCAUCCGCACAAUGGCGACUGUUGCUGAAGAUAUUGUUCUUUCAUUCACUUCGUCGACAUGUCUACAAAAUCUUCGAUCGCCUCAUUGUUUUGCUCCGAGCGGUGCCCUUGCGAUCUCGCCCUUUCGCCAAUCCUGA
Molecule: messenger RNA, 222 nt
Organism: Penicillium malachiteum
Lineage: Eukaryota; Fungi; Ascomycota; Eurotiomycetes; Eurotiales; Aspergillaceae
Exons: 1
Coding region: 1-222 (73 amino acids)
Source: RefSeq, a predicted model, not a curated record